Caenorhabditis sp. 36 PRJEB53466 is the source of this 3132-nucleotide messenger RNA. Lineage: Eukaryota; Metazoa; Nematoda; Chromadorea; Rhabditida; Rhabditidae. The record is from the annotation of a GenBank genome assembly.
AUGGCGAAACGGCUGAGUUCGUCCACUCAUCCUGCAGAAGUGAGUUAAUUCCGAGUGAAAUAAGUAUAUCUUCUGUUGCAGGUUGAAGAGACAAUUCUCGAAGAAUGCACAGAAAAGCUUGAUGACGAAGUCGAAGGAGAGGAUGGCGAGUUCAACGGGCAAUACGAAAUCAACCAGCAAGGCGUGAGUUUUCAACGGAAAGUCAUUAUUAUCUACGAAAAAAGUUACAGACUUCAUGCGAACCAGAGUAUAUGGCAUCCCAUAUCGAUUUUCUUCAGCACACUAAUCCGGGGAUGUCGAUGAAAGAGUUGUUCAGCCGCAAAAGACCCCGAACCCAGAAUGCCGGGUACAUUGAUCAUUCCCAAUCUCGCUAUUACGACCGGUACAAGCAACAAGAAUACACUCGUCGCAACGAUUACAUGAAGUAUUGUCACGUAUGUCGCAAAAAAACCGUCGGAAAGCUUCGUGUGCUUCCCGGUGAUCUCCGUAUGCGAAAAGUGUGGAUUCUGCGCUCGAACCUCGACGAAGAACGAUCCGCAGAGCUGUGGCUUCGUGAGCUAGCUUGUGAAGGAUCGCAUGGAGGAGAGUUUUGUGAAGCUCAUUUUCCGCCAGGCUCCACAAACAUAAAAGGAAAUCAGCUGAUGCCGCUGGAUGUUCGACCAGUGGUGAAAAUCACGUUUUUGUCCAUUUAAUUGGAAAUAUCUUUUUUCAGGAAGGAAGACAUUCUGUUAUGGAGGAUAUACAGUUUGAUUUUGACUCGAUCGUUCUUCAAUGUGUUUUUUGUGGAAGAGACGGAUCACUGGCCUCUAUGUUGCCGUUUAUUCGAGUAAUUUCUCGUAAUCAUUCAAAUGAUUAACAAAAAUUAUUGCAGAAUCGUGCGAAACGUUCUCGCUGGAUCGAGACCCUCGCGGCCGGAAACGCUGAGUUCAAACGCCGUUUAACGGCCGCGUUGCGUGGCGGUGUGACCCAGUUUAUCUGUGAUUUCCAUGUUGCCGACAGCAGCUUCGAAAUUAACGGAUUCGGCGAGUGGCGUCUUCUCCGGAAUGCUCUUCCUGAUCCUCGACUAGUGGCAUCUGACAAACGUGGAUUACGUGUGUAUUUGGUAGACAAGUGUCGCGACGAAAUGUUUUGGGAGCGAGAACUCUGGAAGAACGCUGAUCAGUUGAGCCAGCUCGGAAAUGGUGACGAAGAAGAGGAAGGUGUGAUUAUCGGAGAAGAGAUCCAUGAGUAUUUGGUUAAUGAGCAGGGCGAAGAAGGCGAAGGAAGCAGAAUCAGUAGGUUUAUCGUAUUGUUUUCCAUCAAAAUAAUUUGCUUUUCCAGUGAACAAUGACUCAUUGCGUGUGAAAAACAGUGUAGAGAAAGAAAAAGAUCCGUCUCAGCCGGGAACUUCAAUGGCAAUUGAUCUUAAACCGAAUGUUGAAUCAGGAGAAAUCAUAGAAUAUUCGGAUGACUCGGACGAAGAAAACGAGAUGAUAGAAAAAAUGGGCGAGAUACCAUACUCGAAGCGCCUGUGCCAGGUUUGCAGCGCCGUCGAAUCAACCGGUGCCGACUUCCAUACCAUUUUUCCUUACAAGUUCAAUAUCCGUACAUGGCCGUUUGACGAGUGCCGUCACAAAAAAUGGCUGGAAAUUAUGGAUUGGCCGCCCGAGUUUGAGGAGUCGAUGAAGACCUUGUGGCAGAAGCGCAAAACUGAAGGAGCCCUUACGAACGCCUAUCACUUCUGUCCGAUCAAUGUCUGUCAAAGCCAUCUCGAUUAUAGAGUAGGUUCUAUUUAUCAAAAACUAUGCUUUACGCGUUCUGUUUAUUUCAGAAACUUCCUGAAAAAAUGGAUGACUGGCACCGAACGUUCUGCGUGCUCUGCGACUCUUGCAUGAGUGACAAGAAUCUGCUGGUCAGUCUUCCUCACGACGUGGAGACCCGUCAGAAAUGGGUAGAUGCUCUGUUCCCAUUCGACGAAUCCAGCAGAUUCAACGUCAAGAAAGUUUAUUGGCUUCGUCGCCGUCUUAUUCGACCAAAACCCACCAGAUACCGCAUCUGUGUGUAUCACUUUGGUCAAAAGGCGUUCGUUACUGGAGAAGACGGUAAAACAACUCUCGACCGAGAUGCAGUGCCACUUGCUAUGGAUGCGGACGACUUUGAUAUGAUUCCACGUGGACCUAAUUCUGUGUGCAAAUGUCUUCUGUGUGACGAUUGGAAAAAGGUAGAAGAGAUGUCGACUCUCAGAAUUCCGACGACAGAUUCGGAGAAAAACUUCCUUAUCGACUCUCUUGUUCAAGCCGAGAAAGUGGUUGUGAAAAAAGCGUUGAGCACUUUAUCGAAAUUAGAGAGAACUGCGCUCAUUUGCAUUUCUCACUUUCCGGAUAACUUGGAUCCAUUCAACAUUAUCGCGGAGCGCCGGAUUAUGUACGGCGUCCAGGCAGAAUGUGUUCUGUGCGGUCAUGCCAACGACUGCACCACAAUGAUACCCUUUCCGGGACAUGAAGAUGAGAAGCUUCGUACCAAAUGGAUCAAUUCGAUGUGUCGAGAACCGUGGAUUUACCGCUAUCUUUUGACUCGUCUCGAGAAGCGUGGAAGACAUUACCUCUGCGCCUCCCAUUUCAAUCGCAAUUCUCUCCGUUAUCAUUCUGGACUCGGAUUGUGGAAAAAAGCGUCGGCGACGCCGGUGCUCGCUUGUACCACAGAAGAAGAAAGACAAGAAGUAUGGGAUCUUAGCAAGUCUCAGCCACUCUAUCAUCCGCUCAUAAUCGAAUCUAUUGACGUCGACGGUUGUGCUCCACUUGACUAUGACCAUGUAGUCGGAUUCCUUGGAGCUACCCGAAUGAUCGAGGUGAUCAUCACAUUCUGUCUCAAUUUAAUUUCAAAUAUUUCUAGAUUGAAAACGAAUUGAACUUUCACGGACGCACAGAAGCGAUGACGACUCGUGAACGACGGGAAAAACGGAAGAGAAGCCAGAUGCAGGCGGCCGACUACUAUGAUAUGCCUGAGAUAUAUGCUCAAGAUGAGCUAGUGGAAACUGAGGGAGAAGUGGUGCAGGAGGAGUGCAUCAUAUAUCAGCAAGAGCAUCAUUUGGAUGGCGAUGAGCUCGGAGUGGAAGAAGUCGAGGAGGUGGUUGUGGAGGAAGAAGUAGAAUAG